UUUUACACACUAAACACUGAAUCAUCAUUUUGUAAAAUAGAAUGCUAAAUAUGAUUAGUACGGUAGCUUUGGUCUAAUGUUGAUUUAACAUUCUAGAAAACGAGACGAAAUUGUUAUUGAAACACUUUAAGAAAUUGUCAUUUCUGUUCGAAAAUGUCAUUGUUUGGGCAUUUUGGUUUAAUGGACGACGAGAAUGAUCCAUUUUUUGGGGGCCACCUGCGACACAUGAACAACUUCAUGAGCUCGAUGAUGGGUGACCCAUUCAGCAUGAUGAGCUCCAUGGGGCUGGGCUUCCCGGCGCUGGGCAGCUCCGUCAUGCCGGCCGCGCAGAGGCGCCAGCAAGGGGGCGGUGGGUCCCAUCUCCUGCCCAUCGGCUUCCCCAGCAUGGGCGGCAUGAUGCAGAGCUUCGGGCCACUGGGAGGGGCCAACUGCCACACCUUCAGCCAGAACACCGUCAUGACGAUGACCAGCGGGCCGGACGGCCGCCCCCAGGUGUUCCAGGCCUCGUCGUCCACCCGCACGGCCCCCGGCGGCGUCAAGGAGACCAAGAAGACGCUGUGCGACUCUCGCACGGGCACCAAGAAGAUGGCCAUCGGCCACCACAUCGGGGAGCGCGCGCACAUCAUGGAGCGCGAGCAGAACCUGGUGUCGGGGGAGCGCGACGAGCGCGAGGAGCUCAUCAACCUGGACGAGGAUGAGGCCGAGGCGUUCAACCAGGAGUUUGAGCACAAGUCUCGGCAGUACGUGCGCGGGGCGCUCACGGCCGGCGGAGGGGGGAGGCUGCCCCGACAGCGCGACCUGCCGGCCCUGCCGGCCCUUCCUCCCGCCAGUAGUGGACGUGUGAGGGCGCGGGAUACGCACCGGAGCCCUGCGGCCGUCUCCUCUCACAGCAAGCUGGUGGAGCUGGACGAGGAAGCCGUGCGUGCCCGCAAGCGCGACCGCGAGCCGGAGACGGCCCAGCCGCACGAGGGCGGCCGUGUCAAGGUGAUGAAGCGCAGCCCCGUCGUGGUGGACAGCGACAACAGCGACGGCUGAGACGCCCGUCUCCAGACUGUCUGUGCGUCUCGCCACUUCCUACUUGAUCGUUUAAAUGUAAUGUGUCGAUGUGGUCAGCUAGUAGUUCUGCAGUGUCACUAUGGAUUUUUAUUGAAUUCAAACCGUAUUAGGCCAGUGUGUUUGCUAUUGAACUUUACGUAAACAAGAAUUGUUUGGUCUGGUAAAAAAAUUUUAUAAUUUUUAGUUCAUUACAGUUAUUUGAUUUCGGGUUAUUAAAACAGUGGUUGAGUUUUUGUAUGAUUAGUUUAUAUUUUAUAAUUAUUACAUUUGUCAGGAGUCCUUGGUUGCAAGACACGGUCAGUGUUGUUUUUACUUCGAGUAAAUGCUUUAAGGUAACACGAGGCUCCUGAACGUGACAGUUGUGUUGAUUCACAUCCAGGGUGGCUCUAAGCGUGGCCAGUAGAAAUAUGUUCUCCAGAUUUACCAUAAACAUGUGGCUGAAAAUAGACUAGGCACCCAUUGCUUGCUGAAAAUUACCUAUGAGUAAAGUGAAAACAAAAAAAUACAUAUAUUAAAAAUGUAUAAUUUUGGGAGUCAAAUCCAGCCUAGACAUAAUAAAAAGCUAAUAAAUAAGCAAUGUGAAUUUCAGCCAAUCACAGUUUCUUCUUGGGCAUUGUAAUAAAAGUGGGUAUAAAUUACAUUGUAGUUGUCAGAAUAAUUGAUAUGCUGCCCUCAAAUUACAUAAUUUCUACUGUUUAUUUUUAGAAAAAUGACCUAUUUGUAAUGGAAAGUUAUGAAAAUUCAAAAAUCACAAAACAGAAUUCUGUUAGAUUUUUUAAUUAUGUAAUUUUUCAAAUCUCUGAGGGAAAAAAAUGUCAUUGUAAUUAGGUUGAUAUGAUAUUUUCUAGGAGAGAGGUCAGGGUGUGUUGAACGUGUACAGUGCAGUAACUGGUCCGUCUGGUGUGCCUCCGCUGUGAUGGCUGAUGUGGCCAGCACAGGUUCUCUGGAGGCCUUCAUGUGGACUCAGUGCGACAGUUCUGGACAACCAAAGUGGUGAUAGUCAUCAGGGGUGGAUCCCCCCCCCCCCCCCCCCACCUCCUUCCCAAAAGCGUAAAAUAUGCACUUGACCCAAACUACUACUUUUUUCACAUUCCCCACAUACACCCAGAAGUCAAUCCUGGAUCCGCUACUGAUGGUCAUCAGAACUACUGGAAUAGCAAGUAGAAAGGAAAAUUCGUGUUUUGUCAAAUAUCAUGGAAAAAAAUAUAUUAAAAUGGCAAAAAUAUAUAUCUAAAAAAAUAUAAUAUAUAAUGCAGAAAAAUUAGCGAAUGAUCUCACAUUUGUAGCCCCUCUUCAAAUUAAAUUUUGUAGUUGGUAUUUUUCCAUUAGGUGGCUGGGCAUUUAUAAAUUUAAUACUAAUGUAUCCUCUAGAAAACGCCUUCCUGCCGAAACUAUUUGUAAUCAUUAAGCAAUAGUAAAUAGUUAGGGGUUUUAAUAGAAUGAAGCAGAACUCUUGUAGUUUUCAAGAAAAUCCACUGUAGUCAAGAGUAAAGUGGAAAUAAUCAUAUUUUUCUUGUGAAAAAUAUGGUUAUUUCCACUUAGCUGAAAAGGCCUCCAGAUCAAACACCUUAGUGACCAUGACUUACAAUUAUUUUUCCUUUUUAAUCAUUUGUGUUCGUAAAUUAAAGUCAACUUGUAAAGAAAUAUUUACAUAAACUGGUUUAUUUAUUAAUUUUUUUAAAGGAAUGUCCAUAAAAAGGGUUUAGCAUGAUAUGUUUUCAAAAACUUGCUUUAUACAUAUUACUCUGUGUUUAUUUUUGGUACAGCGAUGAGUUAAAUAAUUUAAUUUGACAACCUUGACGUGGUGAACUGAGGUGACUAAUUGAGCAUGGAGAAAAUUUCUCGACAUUCUAAGUUGCCUUUUCAGUAAGUAGCAUUGAAUCAGGAAAUAUAUCAUGAAGAGCGUGCAGAAAUUUGUGAAUUGCCUGGUUAGUUGACAGACGAAUGUCUGGAGGACAUAUGGACGAAUGCAACGGGCUAUUGUAAUGCCGGCUUAGAAAUAGCUUCUAAACUUAUUAUUUUCUACCAAAACCGUUCUUUUCUCCAAACGCUUUAGAAAACACUACACAUAUUCUAUUUAAAAAAAAAAAAAACAUUUAGAACAAUUGUAAAAUGGAAGUUCCUGUUAAAGAGUUUUAAGUUUCAUGUGAAGAUUGAGUUGAUGGCCCUUGGACGAGAACCAAUGAAGUGUGGUGAAGUUAGGCCCGUAUGGUGAGUCCCAGCACUAGCGGCACCAGACAGCUGACUGCGCGGCUUCCACUGUUGGUCACUAUUUUGUAUUUAUCAUUUUAUUCGAGUUGCUACCAUGGUAUUUUAUUUUGUAGCAGUAGCUGAGAUCUUACGAAUUUCAUGUGUUUGCAAUACAAAUGUAUAAUUUUGUUGUGCAAGUAGUUGGGAAUAAAUAAAAUCCAAGAGUUA
Messenger RNA from Bacillus rossius redtenbacheri, 3474 nucleotides. RefSeq names its product myeloid leukemia factor (gene Mlf). NCBI's taxonomy places the organism in Eukaryota, Metazoa, Arthropoda, Insecta, Phasmatodea, Bacillidae. The coding region runs from base 154 to 1035 and encodes 293 amino acids. Gene Ontology annotation, cellular component: cytoplasm; nucleus. The transcript is spliced from 7 exons. Gene Ontology annotation, biological process: regulation of DNA-templated transcription. The record is from RefSeq and is a predicted model, not a curated record.